AAACUUUUAUAACGUGCCGAAAAUCUAAAACAAGCAAAGUUCGUUAGUCGCCCUGGCAACGAGAGUCGCUAUUGAUAAAACUUCCCCUCACUGCAAAUGAAAUCGUGAAUAUAAUUCCUCUCGUUUCAUUAAUACAGAAGCAGAGCCAAUCUGGUUAGAUUGCUACUGGUUCGAAUUUCAAAAUAUUUUGUUUUGAGUCGCAUGAUGGGGGAUUUGAAAGACAAGAGCAUUCAUUUCACGGCGCAGACAAUAUCCGAGGAGAUCAAACAGAUGCCCAUGUAUAAAGGCUUUUACAACGAGGUUCAGAAAAUUGUAUCCUCAUCAUGCGUCUCUAAAACCAAUUUCCGUCCGAGCCUCCUUGCUGCCAUGCGACAAACAGGGUUGGAGGUCGAGCUGAGGAACACCGUUUUCCACUGGCUCAGGGCUCACCCUGGACCGAAAGGUCGCUACCCUUCUGGCAGUGUUAUCGGUUCGAAGGAGCCAAUUUCGUAUUUGAAGAAAGCACAGGUUCAAUGGGAGAAGAGAAUUCAAAAGUCACUGACUUCAAUGUGCACAGAGCUAAAUCAAGUUCUCUCAAAGUGCAGGACGGCUUCUGAUAAAGAGGAGAUGACAGAAAAGUGGACAGAACACAGCACUUAUGACAUAGAUUUAAGCCAGUAUCGCCCAGUUUACGCACCGAAAGAUUUCCUUGAUGUGCUCCUGUGGAUCAGAAGUCCAAAUCACAGAAGUUUAGAUGGCGAAGGAACCUGGGAUUUCAGUCAAAUUCCGUUAAAAGUAAAAACCUUAAGUGAACUUAAAAGUCUCUUUCAAGAAAUUACCCAAGGGGAGCCUUUACUAGGAGUAAAUUCUAGUAUGCCAGCCCAAAGUCACGCUAAUAUAGAGGCCGAAAGAAUAAAUCUCGGAGAAAAAGUAAUUUCAGGCAAUCACGCUCCCGUGGCACAGGAAUUCCUCAAACGCGGCUGUCCCAAGUGUUUAAGGGGCAAAAUCUGGGCGCAAGUGCUCGGUUCACAAGUCAAAGACGAGCACCUGGAACAAUUUGAGGAGUUGAAGCAAUUUGUCCUUCAGUAUGAUAUGAUUGUGGACAAACUUCUAAUCAAAGAUGUACAACUAACUGCUUCCAAUGACGAUCAAUAUUUUGUGUUUGAAGACGUUCUUUACCAAAUUAUGCUAUGUUUUUCGCGGGAUACGGAGAUUCUGAAAAUAUUUAACAAUAGCUCAAGCACCCCAGUGACUGGUUUACUGAAGGGUAAAAAUGGAACCUUUGAAAAUUCAAUUGUUUUCCCACCAAGUGGUGUAAUUCCUUUCCACGGCUUCACUAUGUAUGCAACUCCAUUCUGCUACAUGUACGACGAUCCAAUAAGCCUGUACUUUACGUUCCGAGCUUUUUACAUGAGAUAUUGGUUCAGGCUUCAUGAAGUUUCCUCACAUGAGCAGGGAAUUCUUUCGCUGUGUCUCCUUUUCGAGCGUCUUUUGCAGAGGCACGAACCGACUCUCUGGUCACAUUUCAAAAGAAUAAACAUUCAACCGAUAAAAGUUGUUUUCAAGUGGCUAAUGCGUGGAUUUUCCGGCCACCUGCCGCCAGAUCAAUUACUGGAUUUGUGGGACUUAGUCUUAGGAUACGACUCGUUAGAGGUUUUCCCAAUUUUGGCCGUCGCCAUCCUUAGUUUUAGAAAAGACAACAUCCUUGAUGUUGACACAAUACAAAAUAUAGAGGCUGUCCUUGCAGAUUUGUCAUCACUUUCUGUAAUCGCUCUUGUUCAGUUGGCUUUGAUGAGAGACACGAUUUAAUCAAGAAUAUACAUAUUACAUACCGAUUGAUCCGUACUUGAAAAAGUUUCAAACGCUUCGCCUGCGAGCUAUGCAACCUGCAUGCCAUCAUCAGCAUUGGUUUUCCCAUAGCGUGCU
Neocloeon triangulifer is the source of this 1905-nucleotide messenger RNA. Its product is annotated as TBC1 domain family member 19. NCBI's taxonomy places the organism in Eukaryota, Metazoa, Arthropoda, Insecta, Ephemeroptera, Baetidae. The transcript has 13 exons. The record is from RefSeq and is a predicted model, not a curated record. Bases 202 to 1788 code for a protein of 528 amino acids.